CCCCCUCCACCCCAUCCAUGCAGCAGCCGUGACUUCCAUCUUCCAAUACAUGUCCAUGUUCCGUGGUCCCGCUGCCCCCCGACACCCCACCCAGACCAGGCCGGAGGGCAAGUUUUGCACGUUUUGACUGAAUGGCCCAGCACUGUGUCACCAGUCACACCCGUAGCAGGUAUGCCUGGGAGGUUCGGGAGGGCAGUUUUCAUGCACAGUGUGGUCCAGAGAAGCAAAGGUAGGUGAUCUGGCGGGAGAUCGGACUGAAGCAGAUGUGUGGAUGGACAACGUUGGGGGUGGCCUCCCACUUAGCUUUCUCACUCAGGCGCUGAACAACAGCCGAGUGCAGAGCCCAGGCCGGGCCUUGUAAGGGAGAGAGAGGAAUCACAGAGGGCAAGGAUCUGCUCCCGGGGAGCACAAACUCCGGUCCCUGCGAAGAUGGACUCAUGUCACCUCGGCAACAAGAACGUGGGACAGGAUGGAGUAACGGGCAGAGCCUGCGAGUCGGAGGAGUCUGAGAACACGCCCUUCUGGGAACGACGUUUUGUUCUCCGAUUGUGAUUAUGAGACUAGAGAGAAGAAGGACAACAGGAAAAUCUUCAUUUGAGCGUCAGAGGAGAUAAAACGCAGAAGUGAAUUCGAGAAGGCGUCGGGUCGCGGACUCUCCCGGGAGCCGCGUGUUUGGCGCAGAUGGAGCCAGAGGCUGCCCCGCGCGUGUCGGCGCCCGGCUCGCUCCUGUCCUUCGCGCUCCUCAGCUGCUCUGCGCUGCGCUCAGCCCAGUUUACUGUCGUGGGGCCAGCUGACCCAGUCCUGGCCAUGGUGGGAGAAGACACCAUGUUCCACUGCCACCUGUCGCCCGAGAAAGACGCGCAGCGCAUGGAGGUGCGCUGGUUCCGCGCGCAGUUCUCCCGGGCGGUGCUCGUGUAUAAGGGCGGACGAGAGAAGACGCAGGAGCAGAUGGAGGAGUACCGGGGAAGGACCACCUUUGUGAGCGAACACAUCAACACGGGGAGCGUGGCGCUCGUCAUCCGCAACGUCACAGCCCACGACCGCGGCAUCUACCACUGUUACUUCCAAGAAGGCAGGUCCUACGACGAGGCCAUCGUGCGCCUGAUGGUGGCAGGCCUGGGCUCUAAGCCCCUCAUCGAAAUGAAGGGCCAGGAGGAUGGAGGUGUGCGGCUGGAGUGCACGUCCAGAGGCUGGUUCCCAGAGCCCCGUGCGGUGUGGAGGGAUCCUCUCAGUGCGAUCAUGCCGGCCCUGGAGGAGGCUUACACGGUGGACGCAGAUGGCCUCUUCAUGGUCACCACGUCCGUGGUCAUCAGGCCCUGCUGUGUGAGGAAGACAUCCUGCUCCGUCAGCAACACCCUGCUUGGCCAGGAGAAGGAAACUGUGAUUUUCAUCCCAGAAUCCUUUGCUGCCGGCACCUUUUCCUGGACGGUGGGCCUCGCUGUCAUCCUGCCUUCUCUGCUCCUUUUCACCGCCGGGAGCAUCUGUCUCAUCAGGAAACUCCACAGGGGAAAAGAGGUUGAAAAUGAAGAGAAGGAAAUCGCAUGUAAGGAACUGGAGACAGACCAUGCGGAAGAAGAGAAAGAGCAUCACAUCAAAGAGCAACUUCAAGAAGAAUUGCGAUGGAGACGAGCCCUGCUACAGGCCGCUGACGUGGUCCUAGACCCGGACACCGCUCAUCCCGAGCUCUUCCUGACGGAGGACGGGAGAAGCGUGAGAAGAGGCCCCGCCAGGCAGAGUGUCCCCGACAACCCGAAGAGAUUCGACUGCCGGCCUUGUGUCCUGGGCCUGGAGAGCUUCUCCUCAGGGAGGCAUUACUGGGAGGUUGAGGUUGAAAACGUGAUGGUGUGGGCUGUGGGGGUUUGCAGAGACAGUGUUGAGAGGAAAGGGGAGGCCCUCCUGGUCCCCCAGAAUGGCUUCUGGACCCUGGAGAUGUUUGGAAACCAGUACCGGGUCCUGUCUUCCCCGGAGAGGAUUCUUCCCCUGAAAGAGCGUCUUCGUCGGGUGGGUGUCUUCCUGGACUAUGAAGCUGGAGAUAUCUCCUUCUAUAACAUGAGGGACAGAUCACACAUCUACACAUGUCCCCGUUCACCCUUUUCUGGGCCCCUGAGACCCUUCUUCAGGCUGGGGUCUGAUGACAGCCCCCUCUUCAUCUGCCCAGCCUUCACAGGGGCGCGGGGGAUCCUGGUGCCCGAGGGCGGCCUGAUCCUCCACAGGACAGGGACCAGUCACAGCCCCCACGAACAGUGCCCUGGCCUCAGAGCCAAGUAGAGAAGCCCUGGCCAUCUCUGCUACCACAGCACAGCACCCUGGAAGGAAACAGGCCCUCCUUCCCAGUGGACACAUGGAAGAACCUCCUCCAGAGGCCCCUCCAACACCCUCUUCAGACCCAGCCCCAUCCGCCCCUCAUUAGGCUGUUGCUUUAGUAACUCAUUUGCUGGGAACCACGGGGCAGGGUCUGGCCUCAGAGAGGGGCCGCCACAUGGCUCCCACCCAUGAAGAGUGUGUGAAAGUGACAGGCUUUCCCAUCAGAGUGACACAUUGAGCCUGAUGCUCAGGUUGAUGUCAGACACUGUGGACUCAAGGUGAGGGCAUCUGGACACAGCAGGCUGUGAGGGGAGGGAAGCCACUGCUGGAGGUCAAGGACAGAGGAAGCUGCCAGGGAGGUGGGAGCCUCGGCAUCACAGCCAAGGGGCACAGGGGCUGAGGAUCCAUUUCCACCCCUCCCCUGAGCUUUCCAGAGCACACAGCAAAGCCCUCCCAGCCUAGAACUGAGCUGGAGAAGGAUGAAGACACAUCUCGGCCUGGCUCAGGUGUCCCCUCAAUAAACUGGGAGUCAGUACUCAGUUACUGAGUGUGGCCUGAGGUUUAAGGUCCUAGCUGAGCAGGUGAGAACUGAACCAGGUGGAUACCCGGGUUCAGGUUCAGUGGGGAAAGCAGCACUUUCCCACGUUUUGACCUCAGGCUGCCUUUAGACAUUAACAGUCAUGGAGAGGGGUCCCUGGGUGGCGCAGUCGGUCGAGUGUCCCAACUCUUGGUUUUGGCUCAGGUCUCGA
Callorhinus ursinus (northern fur seal) is the source of this 3053-nucleotide messenger RNA. NCBI's taxonomy places the organism in Eukaryota, Metazoa, Chordata, Mammalia, Carnivora, Otariidae. The record is from RefSeq and is a predicted model, not a curated record.